ACUUCUCGCAUCAUCACUGUGUAGAGUAGAUUUUUUUGCUGCUAGUUACAAAGAGUUAUGAACUUUGAAAAAAGUCCCUUGUAAUUCUGUUCACGCAACCUGCAAAGCAUGAAAUGACUUUUGGUGUUUCUAAAAGAUGACUAGUAGGUCUGUACUGAAAGGGGUUGCCGUGAAGGAACUGCAUGACAUCGCAGAGUUCUGCCUCAGUCCUAGUAGAGCUGUUAGUGAGGAAGGCUUCAUGGAAGUACUCUCUGUUUUGAUAUCGGUUACCAUGUCAGCCAGCAGCAAGAAAUUCACAGAAGGCUAGGAAGAGAAGCAAUCAGCAGAAUGUAAAAGCAAAACAAAAUUGUACCAUCAAGUAUAGUUUAAAACUUUCAGCAAAUCCGACUGUGGGUAGAAAUCAUCAAGGUCCUGUUGUCCAUCUAUAUUUCUUAAAUUUGACAUCAACAAGGAAAAGACAUAAAAAUGAAUAUCUCUCAUUUAUUCAAUGGCACGAAUGUGCACAUCACACCUGUCUUCCAAGCUUGUGAACAGAUUAGAGACCCAGUGCAAUUUAUUGUAGUGCCACUGGUGUACUUGUUGGUCUUUUGUGUUGGACUUCCAGGGAAUAUUAUUGCACUACUUGUAUUUAUGCAGAAGAGCAAAAAAAUAAAGAAGGCCAUCCGGAUAUAUUUAAUCAACCUAACUCUGUCUGAUGUACUUUUCAACUUGACUUUACCCUUUUGGAUUGUGUACUAUUUUAAUGGAGGAGACUGGAUCAUGUCAGACUGGGGUUGCAGAAUAGCAGGAGCUGCCUAUUACCUGGCCACAUAUAGCGCUAUAACAUUCAUGAUGCUGAUAAGCAUUAAUAGGUACUGCACGGUUCAGAUGGUCAAGAUUCGGUUAUCUUUAAACAAACAAAAAGGUGCUGUUUUAACUUGUGUAUUUGUUUGGCUCUGUUGGUCUGGUUGUGCUAUUCCAUCCCUCACAGAAAGUCAAACAUUUCAGACGAAUAUGUCUACUACCAAGUGCUUUGAACAAUUCUCUGAACACAAAAAUUAUGCAUUUGCCACCAUAGCUUUCUUUUCAUUGUCAUUCUUAGUUGUUUUUGUGACUUAUGUGUCGAUAAUGAGGUCACUGUCUUCUCAGAACACCCAAGCCCAAGGGGCUCAUCGGAAACUUGCCAAGACCAUGGUCCUGGGAAUGCUGUUAGUUUUUGUGAUCUGUGUUGCUCCCUACCAUCUGAGUCUUGCUUCUUGGGUGCAGCAUCGAACAGCACCCAUAGACUGUAAGCCAUCUAAUGCGGUGGAUAUUAUUCAUUAUCUGAGUAUUGCUUUACUUAGUAUUAACAGCUGCAUUGAUCCUUUGAUUUACUGUUUUUCUGUAAAGAGAUUCAGAGCAGAUUUGAUGAAAACAACCCGAAAAAUAUUCCGCUGUCUUCUGCUGCAAACAGGUAUGUCUGACACCUCCGAACAUGGCAAUAGAUCCACAUCCUUCACAUCUUCCUAAUGGAGAGAACUUUUUUUUUUACUGAUUCCCCACUUUUGCUGGAUAAAGACUCUGGUUUGGGCUUAUUUCAUGAAUACAGAUGUUCCAUAAGUCACUGUUUUAAUGACAGAAUAAGGUGAUAUUAAUUCUGACUGGAAAAAAAAAACUAACAGCCUAUACCUGCCUUUGAUACAGAGGGUCUAAGAGUCAGCAUUUUAAGCAUGUCUCUUCUGAUUCUUAUUGAAACUAGACAUUUGGCCGUAUCUGCUUACAGAAGUGUAUUUAUUUAAAGAGAUUAUGAAAACCACCGAGUAUUAUGACAUUACAAGCUCAUCUCUCAGAGAGAGAUAGCAUGAUUGGGUCCAGAAAUAGGUCAUUUUAGAGAACCACUGUUCAAAAUAGGAUAAAAGUGUUAUAUUCAAAAACAAACUGCACUCAGAAGAUAAACUACUACUCUCAAUCCCUCCUUCUUGUAGAUGACAGAAGGUAGUGAGUAGUAUGACCCUCCCCACAAAAAGAACAGUGUGCAGUACUACUGAUGUUGUCAUUUCAUAAUCCCAAACCUGAUUUCUCAUGAAGCAUUGCUCAGAGGAAGUUGUUUCUGAUCUCCUCAAUGGACAUUUUGUGAAAUAAACAUUCCACUUGAUGAUACUUUUUGCUAAAUGAUUGAUGACCUUCUCUGCAUACAUUGUCCGGUUUUAAGAUAUAUUGAAUGUAUAAAUGAUCUGAAACUAAAAUUGAAGAAAUGUUGGUUGUAAAUAGCAGUCAUUGCCAAUUGUUUUAAAAGAUAGUGUUAACUGUUUAAAAACAACAGGCUGUGUGUUGUGUUAAAUGAUAUCUUGUACUUGUGAUGUAUUACUCAAUUGCAGUUAAUAGCUUGUUUAUGUUUGUCACAUAGCUGAAUGGAUGAACAGCCCCUGCUCUCAGAAGAGUUAUUUUAAUAGAUUGUUCUUGUAAGAGGACUGAAACAGUUAUGAGUCUUAAGGAGUUGCUCUAUGUCUUACAUUAAGCCAAGAGUUACGUAGGAUAAUCUGUUUUAUAAUUGCGUAUUUUGUCAAAUUUAAGUGUCUUCAAAGUAGUUUUUGGAGUUUCAUUUCACACUGUUAUUUAGAGUCCCUAGCUAAUAUUUAUUGCUCGUUUAGUGUACUUCAAGACUUUUUGCCACAUUGUAUGUAUUUCAGAAUGCUUUUGAAUUUUUUAAUUAAACUGUUGAUGUACAUA
Molecule: messenger RNA, 2688 nt
Organism: Protopterus annectens (West African lungfish)
Lineage: Eukaryota; Metazoa; Chordata; Ceratodontiformes; Protopteridae
Product: platelet-activating factor receptor-like
Exons: 4
Coding region: 466-1488 (340 amino acids)
Biological process (GO): positive regulation of Rho protein signal transduction; phospholipase C-activating G protein-coupled receptor signaling pathway
Cellular component (GO): membrane
Molecular function (GO): G protein-coupled receptor activity
Source: RefSeq, a predicted model, not a curated record